Molecule: messenger RNA, 1104 nt
Organism: Xenopus tropicalis (tropical clawed frog)
Lineage: Eukaryota; Metazoa; Chordata; Amphibia; Anura; Pipidae
Product: zinc finger CCHC domain-containing protein 3-like
Exons: 1
Coding region: 1-1104 (367 amino acids)
Biological process (GO): activation of innate immune response
Molecular function (GO): RNA binding; zinc ion binding; nucleic acid binding
Source: RefSeq, a predicted model, not a curated record
AUGGCUGCGACGGAAGAAUCGAUUCCUGUCUUCAUACGAGUCAAGAAUUUGGUGAGAAUCCUCGUGGCUGAUCUUUUGAAUGCGGAGAAAGGCCUGGCUUACAUCAUACAGGUGAUCUUGGAAGAGUUUGGCAGAGUUUCCAGACGGGAGAUCUUAGCGAUCCAAGAUUACCCCAGGAAAGGAGUCAACGACGUCACCUUUGAUGGCGAAGGUGUUUACCACAGCUUCUUGAGCAUCCUGGGAGAAAAUUUGGCUGAUCCUCGACUGAGUGGGUUUAAAAUCAUUCCACAUUUUGUGGAGGAGGAAGUCUUUCUGAUUGUUAAAUCUUAUUCUCCUUUUGUCCCACUUAAGGAGAUUGAGACGGUAAUAGGUAGGUACUGCAAAAAACUUGUUUUUGUAGGUAAGAUCCUCAAUGAACUUGGUAUAUGGACGUCGAAAUACAGGUUCAAGGCCGUCUUCGAAAAAGGUACUUUUCCACCGGCGAGAUUUCAAUUGGAUACAGUCAAUAUAGACUGUUUUUUCAACGGUAUGCUGGAAUUUUGCAGAAGGUGUAGACAGUACGGACAUGUGAGAGAUGGAUGUACAUUGUGCCAAAAUUGUGGUAAGACUGGUCACGAGGUAAUGAACUGUGUUCUCCCAAAGAAGUGUAACUUUUGUUUACAGGAAGGUCACUUAUAUGCUAGAUGUCCUCAAAGGAAAGUGAAACCUGAUGAAGUUUCGGCAGACCAGGGUAAGUUGCUUGUGCCAGUUGAUCUAACCCCUAGGUCUUCUAGUGAGGAGGUCUUGGCUGUGAAAGAUUCGCAAGAAGGGACUACAGUAAAGCGCAAGAAGGAGAAGAAAGAGAAAAAAGAGAAGAAGAAAUUGGAAACCACUGAUGUAAGUUCUGAUAUGGAGUCUAGUGAAUCUGUUGAUGUGCAAUCUCUUUCCAGAGGGGAGGGACUCUUCAACUUUUACAAGAGUAAGUCUGAUGCGGAAAUCCAAGCAGCAUUAAAAGACUGGCUGGUUGAAGAAGAGAUCAAAAAGAUAAUAGAAAAAUGUAUUAAAGGCAAACCAGAAGAUUCUGUUAGGUAUGCUGUGUUGAAUCACAUAAGAGAACUAACGUAA